Molecule: messenger RNA, 2729 nt
Organism: Ixodes scapularis (black-legged tick)
Lineage: Eukaryota; Metazoa; Arthropoda; Arachnida; Ixodida; Ixodidae
Gene: ref(2)P
Product: sequestosome-1
Exons: 7
Coding region: 610-1935 (441 amino acids)
Biological process (GO): mitophagy; endosome organization; aggrephagy
Cellular component (GO): aggresome; amphisome
Molecular function (GO): protein kinase C binding; K63-linked polyubiquitin modification-dependent protein binding; zinc ion binding
Source: RefSeq, a predicted model, not a curated record
GAGGAGGAACAAAUGACUUCGCAGUACUUUCUGCUUCAUUCACUCGAUAUCGUAGAUGCCGCGACGUUGCUCAAAGCGGGAUGCUGGAUCCACUCAGAGGAUCCACUGGAUCGCUCCAGAGUAUCGCUCGAUCAAGAGCGCAAAGACUCCGAGGAGGAGAAAACGCCAGCGAGAGAAAGCGCUUACUACCCGUGUCUACCUGAAUUUUCGAGAACGUUCGGAGUGAGUCACAUCUAUUAUCUGAGGCAACACUAGGAAAUAACUGGUUCUCCGCCUCCUUUCGCCCUUUAUCUGGUACAUUCUGCGCGAUGCGUCAUACUACAUUUGACGUCACUUUAUACUCUCGAUGGCAAAGUUUAUACCUCUCGUCCAAUCAGCGCGAACGAAUUUGUCACGUGACGGAAAGCGACCAAUGUUUGUAAACAGUAUGGUGGACACUUACGUUGCGUGACAUUCCGUUUUGAACGGGGCCGUAGCAGUCAUCUGAACCGAGUGCAAUAUUGCGAGUCAUUUUUUACGUCGGUAUAUAUACCCGCUACACAGCGUGUAAUCGUCAGUCUUCUUCCGACCAAAGCUUACGUUGCCAGGUGCAAGAUUACGAGAUCAACCAUGACGACGGUUAAAGUGUACCUCGAUGGCUCGGAGAUCCGUCGCUUCGUGAUGGGCGACGUGAAAGAUUUCAAGGCGUUCAAGGCAACGAUCGGUCAACUCUUUCCAUCGCUGGCUGGCAAAGACUUCACGCUGUCAUGGCGAGAUGUGGACGGUGACCCGAUCGUCAUGUCCAGCGACGUGGAACUUUCACAAGCCACCCUGAACAUGGAAGAUGGCCUGCUCAGGGUCUACGCCACAAUCGUCCAGCCGGGCGCUCCUGGGGCUUCCGGGGCUUCCGGUGCUCCCGGGGCUUCCGGUGCUCAAGCGCCCGCCGACAAGAUUCACGCCGGCGUACUGUGCGACGUGUGCGACACUGAGAUCCACGGCGUGCGUUACAAGUGCCUGCAGUGCGAGGAUUAUGACAUGUGCGACCCGUGUCACCUCAAGAGGACACACGAAGAGCACGACAUGCUGAAGCUUGUGAAUCCCGGAGUGCGACCCAUCUGGGGUUUCCCCGGCUGGAAACGGCUGUGGCGCCACUGCGCCAAGUCCACGAUGGGCGGCGGCCGUGGCCACCACGGCUGGGGCCACCGCAGGGGAGGUCCCCCUGGGCCCCACAGGGGGUGCCCCGCAUUCAGAGGCUGCCCGGCGACCCAGGCAGCGGGACCGUCCGCGGAGGGCGGGGCCACCGCACAAGACCCUACGCACGCUGCACGGGUGCAGUACCACGAGCUUCUGAACGGCAUCGGGGACACCAUCGCCAACCUGCUCGACCCGCUCGGCAUCAAUGUGGCCUACCACGUGGAGAGGGCCUCUGAAACAGCCCCGACCCCAGAUGACCACAGCAAGAAGGACUCCGCGACGGAACCGAUGGACACCACCCAAGACGGCGCUGGUGGCAGGCCCAAGACCUCCGAGGCAGCUGCACAGAGCACCGAGGCGGCCAAGACUCCCGAUGCACCGCGGAGCUCCGAGCCACAGGCUGCGGCAACGGGGGGCGUGUUCUGCCCCUUUGGGUCGAUCCCGCAGAACCUGGGGUCCGUUCCCAAGCCCACUCCAGCCCCCGAGUCGGAGCCGAUGACGGAGCCUGACGUGUCCCACGGGUGGACCUUGCUGAAUGCGCUCCGCGAGUCCAUCAUGGUGGACGACUCUAACGCAGCAGCAUCUGCACCGGCGGCUUCACCGGCGCAACAGCAGUGCAAUGGCUCCAAGAUUGACACUGCCCUCUCCCAGAUGCUCGUCAUGGGAUUCGACAACGAAGGGGGCUGGCUGAGGCAGCUGCUCGAAGUGAAGCGGGGCGACAUCAGCGCUGUGCUCGAGUCCCUGCACCCGUCCCCCAAGUAGAUGGGAUUGGAUCCAAUGAAGUGUAGCACUUCCCUGUUGCGUGGCGUUGGCCAUUAUGCAGAGCACUCUAUUCCGAGUAUUAUUGGUUUCCGAGUAUUCCUCCGUUUGCUUUAACUUGCGAUAGUAUUGUACCCACGUGUUUUAUGUUUAACCUACAUGUUGCGACGGCCUGGAGGGUUGUGCUCUCCCCUCCCGUGUUUUAGCAAGUAGACUGUUGGUGACGUGCUGUCUUAUUUUCGAAUAAUUAGUCCUCGAAACUCGUGACUUGUGACUGUUUUCACAUUUGGUUUGUUUGAGAUCUGUGAUGGUCAGGAUUGUUUCCAAGUAGUUCCACUUUUUAUUUUGACAAAGGGGGAUGGUAUUGUUUUUUUUUCUUCUGUUUUAUGUAUAAAGUUUAUGUAGCUUGACUGAGCCUUUUGUGUUGUUUGUAUUUGAGGUGUUUGUCAGGACCGUUAGUUCCUCGUUUGUUUUAUAAUAGAAGUUCUCUCCCUGUGAGAGCUGAUGAGUUUAGCACUGCGAUUUGACAGGUCCUACCUUAGGAAAAACUUUAGACGUUUAAACACUUAAUUACUCUCUUGAUUAGACCUGCCUGAUUUUGUGCUGCCGGUUGCAGUUUUGUGUUGUACUUUUGUCUGAUAGAUGAAAGGGUGUUAUGUUUUUAGAUUAAUUUUUGCACCUAUAGCAGGUAUAGCUGUAUUUACUUUCUAUUAUCGUUUGAUUCAUGUUCGUUGCAAUGGAUGCCUGUAUUCACCUUAUUUCUUGUUUGAGAACAAUAAAGUUUUGAUCACUACUUC